GCUACAAACAACCAAAUCCCUCCACCAAAACACUGUCACCAUCUCUUCCACAUUUUCAAUUUCUAGAAAUAAAAAUCAGUUCUUUACAGUUCCGAUUUUGGCAUGUUGCAGAAGUGAAUUUGAUCGUUCCCCCUUUUUCCCCAACAGCUAAGCAAGUGGAAUUCCACUCAGAUUCUUUAUUAUUUUAUGCUCCCACCAAUUCAUAGGGGCAAAUGAUGAAGACUUCGAACUGUCCUCUUCGUUUUGCUUUGACUAUUUCACCGCUCAUUUAAUUAAUUUCUGCAACAUGUUUCAAUUUAAUUAUCACUUUCUGCAUUAAUUUAUGAGGUUGACUUGCUCUGAAGUUAUCAAGAGAUGCUUAUGCCAAAUAGUUGAUUGUUGGAUUUGUUGUGUGGAUUAUCAGAAAGAGAAAAAUGGCUUAUGCUGCUUUGAUUUCUCUUAAACAUACUAUCAACCGCCUGCUGUAUUCUUCUGCCAUUUCGAUUGUUUCCCCUGGUUUAGGAAUGAUAAGAUCUGCCUACCGUGAAUUGCGCUUCUUGGAAGGAGUUGUGAAAAGAUUAGAUAGCAGAAGCAGCAUUGGGAGAGAGAAUGGUGGUGAUGAUGAAGAAGAUGUGGAGAGAAGGAUCAGAGAGGCAGUGUUCAAACUAGAGGAUGCACUCGAAUUCUAUGCAUCAGAUCAAUUUGAAAGCCGCGGAGAUGAAGGUUGCCCUUUGAUGCUCUCCCUAGACUCGGAGGCAGUGCAUCUGGAGAUGGAAUCCUUCACUGAAAUGGUCAAGAUUGUGAAGAAUUACAGUGAAGAAUUCGUCUCCCACGAAGAGGAUGAGUAUGCUGCAGCUGCUUCAGAGGUAGUUAAGUCAGAGAUGGUUGGAUUAGCUGAUGAACUCAGGAGAAUCAGGAGCUCUCUCACAACUUGGAUGACGGAUCAGCUCUGCGUUGCCUCGCUCGAGGGAAUGGCUGGCGUUGGUAAGACUACUCUUGCUAAAGAAGCUUUUGAUGAUCCAUUUGUUUGCCAAUAUUUUGAUAUACGUGUGUGGAUUAGCGUAGGCGAAAAAUAUCAGUUAAAAAGAAUCAUACUAAGCAUCCUAGCUCAAAUAGAUCUUUGCAUUGAUAGAGAUGUUAGGGAAGGAGAUGAGGAGUUGAUUGAGUGCUUGAAUGAGAGUUUGAAGGGUAGGAGGUAUCUCAUUGUGCUGGAUGAUGUGUGGGAUUUGGAGAUUCGCGAUUUUGUGAAUAAGGUUCUUCCAGAGGAGAGUAAUGGAAGCCGUGUCUUGCUAACGACUAGGCUGCACGAAGUAUCUAGAUCUCUAUCCUAUGUGACUUCGAUUCAUAGAGUGCGUUUCUUGAACAAAGAAGAAAGUUGGUCUCUUCUUCGUCACAAGGUUUUUGGUGAUGAGUGGUGUCCUCCUCCACUUGAGAGAGUUGGGAGGAGGAUUGCAGCCAUUUGUGAAGGCCUUCCUCUUGCAGUUGUGAUGGUUGCCGACAUCUUAUCCAGAGGGGAGAAGACUGUGAAGUAUUGGAACGAAGUGGCAGAAAGAAAGAAUUCAGUUUUCACGGAUGCGUAUGGUGAAAUGUAUGAGCUGCUGUAUCCAAGCUACAAGCAGUUACCUCAUCAUUUGAAAGUGUACUUCCUUUAUAUGGGAGUCUUCCCUGAAAAUCACCAUAUCUUGAUUUCUAAGCUUUUCCAACUGUGGGUUGCUGAGGGGUUUAUCAGCAUAUCUCAGGCAAAGAUAAACCAAAUCCUAACUGUGGAAUGGUUGGAAGAGCUUGUUUCAAGAAGUAUCAUCAUAAUCCCUCAGAGGGGGUCUAGUUACAAAUUCAAAACCUGCAAGCUCCAUUCUGCAUUUUGGCAUCUGUGUGUUAGAGAAUCUGAGAAGGCCAAGUUUCUCCACAUCAUCAACACUUACUCCCAUGGUUUCACAGAAGGUAUAGAAGAUCAGCGCCGGCUGUGCAUCCACAAUGGCAUCUUAUUCGGAAUCAAAGAGGUCCAUGACUCUAUGGCUUCUGCCUCAGCUUCGCGUUCCCUCCUAUGUACUGGCCCACCUCAUCCGUAUCCGGUUCCUGUGUGCUUUGAGCUGAGGCUGCUGAGGGUGCUCGAUGCUCUUGCAAUCCGUUUCUACGAGUUCCCAAUUGAAGCACUGAGAUUGGUUCAUCUGAGGUACCUUGCCCUCACUUGCAAUGGAGACCUCCCUGCAUCAAUAUCCCUGCUUCGGAGCAUCUGCUUCCUUAUAGUCCGUCGUCACUUGAGCUUGAAAUCACCCGGGGAGCCGCCUUAUCUACCAGAGGAGAUAUGGGAUAUGCAAGAACUGGUGCAUCUUCAGAUCAUGGGAGGCAACCUACCUAAUCCCAAUGGUGCUGUCUUGGAAAACCUCUUGACACUCUCAGACGUAAGCUCUCAGAGUUGCACGAAAGAGGUUCUUGAAGGCGUUCCUCGUCUAAGAAAGUUAGGAAUUCAGAUUGAGUUGGAGCCGGAUGCUGAUGCUGCUGAUCCAUUCUCCUGCUUUGAUCACAUCUCCCAUCUCUACUCUCUGAACUCCCUUAAAUGUGUUGUCGUGAAUCCGGAGCUGUCGUAUGAGAUUCCCACCCCAUCCCCUCUCCCGAGCUUCCCCAAACGCCUCAAAAAGCUGAGCUUGAGUGGCUGCGGAUAUCCGUGGGAAUGCUUGAGAGAAAUUGCUCUGAUGCCUAACCUCGAAGUGCUUAAACUGCGAUGCUACGCCUUUCAAGGGCCGGAGUGGGAGGUGCGCCGAGGGGAGUUCUUGAAGCUCAAGUUUCUGCUGCUCGAGGAUAGUGAUCUGGUGCGAUGGAGAGCUGAGGAUCCUUGCUUCCCUUGCCUUGACCGCGUCAUCCUUCGCCACUGCUACGGAUUGGAGGAGGUGCCGUGGCGACGCCUGACCUCCGUUCAAGAGGUUGAGCUAGUCGACUGCUAUCCCUCGGCACUGAAGCAAAUGCCGGAUUAUCAAAUGCAGCUAGGAAAUGUUGGUGUUCAUUCCUCAUGGGAAGAAUUACCCAGAUCAUGAAUGAUCCAUAUGGUGAUAUCACUAGCUUACGCUCUGACCCGAGUAGCAUGGGACACGUGGAAUCCCGUGUGAAUCAGCAAGGACCACCUUGCAAGGCUAAAUACUCCUGGGUGACCGAUAGCGAAGUAGUACCGUGAGGGAAGGGUGAAAAGAACCCCCAUCGGGGAGUGAAAUAGAACAUGAAACCGUAAGCUCCCAAGCAGUGGGAGGGGCCAGGGCUCUGACCGCGUGCCUGUUGAAGAAUGAGCCGGCGACUCAUAGGCAGUGGCUUGGUUAAGGGAAAGCUAGAAUCCUCUAUUUCAAACCUUGUUUUGAACAUCAUUUUAUCUAUGAAGUAAAAUGAUGCUCCACUUGAUUCUUCA
Molecule: messenger RNA, 3373 nt
Organism: Salvia miltiorrhiza (redroot sage)
Lineage: Eukaryota; Viridiplantae; Streptophyta; Magnoliopsida; Lamiales; Lamiaceae
Product: putative late blight resistance protein homolog R1A-10
Exons: 2
Coding region: 414-3011 (865 amino acids)
Biological process (GO): defense response to other organism
Molecular function (GO): ADP binding
Source: RefSeq, a predicted model, not a curated record